This is a messenger RNA of Dacryopinax primogenitus, 205 nucleotides long. RefSeq lists its product as uncharacterized. The annotation marks the transcript as partial. The record is from RefSeq and is a predicted model, not a curated record. The transcript has 2 exons. Lineage: Eukaryota; Fungi; Basidiomycota; Dacrymycetes; Dacrymycetales; Dacrymycetaceae.
AUGUCCGUGUCUGCGAUGAAGCUGUCGAGGACUACGCUACCACGGUUUGUCGUUCCUGCAAUCCAGGCACGACACCUCGCCACGCCCACCACGCCCACCAACCCCUCCUUCGCCGAGCGGCUCGCCUCCGGUCCUUCUCUGGGCGACUUCAUCCACUCCGAUCCCGAAGCUGACCAAGCUCGCGGGAUCGAGCGUAUCAUCCUUG